This is a messenger RNA of Fragaria vesca subsp. vesca, 856 nucleotides long. RefSeq lists its product as uncharacterized. The coding region runs from base 48 to 578 and encodes 176 amino acids. NCBI's taxonomy places the organism in Eukaryota, Viridiplantae, Streptophyta, Magnoliopsida, Rosales, Rosaceae. The record is from RefSeq and is a predicted model, not a curated record. The transcript has 4 exons.
GGUGCGUAGAAUCCGCUCCGCAAACAAGCAUACACAAUUGUGUUCAAAUGGAGACGCACACUAUUCCCAACGGUGCUGCUGAUUUCGACAACCUUAAGCGCUCUGUUGUGGACUCUUUGGUGGCGGAGACUGCUAUUCUUGCUGACAAGUCUCUUCUUUUUCUACUUUUACUGGUUUGGUCUUCAACUGACAAAAAUAAUAUACUUCUGAAUUCAGUGAGAACAGAUAGGUUUCCAACUUCCGACCUUAAUAAAGUGAAAGAGCCUGAUGCUGAAAACAACGAUGCAGGUGAAGCAAAGGAUGACAAAGACAGUGAUGAUGACGAUGAGGACGAGGACAAUGAUGAAGAUGAUGGUAAUGACUCGGAAGAAGAUAGUGAUGAUGAUGAAGAGGAUUCUGAUGAUGAGCUUGAGGCUGCUGGUUACGGAGAAAGUGAUGACGAUGAAGACGAAGACGAUGAAGAUGACGACAGUGAUGACGACGAGGACGACGACAGUGAUGAUGACGAGGACGAUGAUGACAGUGAAGAUGAAGAUGACGAAGAGCAAUUCAAGUUACCUUCGCAAAGAAAGAAGUGAAUUAACCCUCUAUUUUUUACUGUUUCCUUGGGGACAGGUGCACGCUGCAUACUCAUUCUUAUUAUGCGAAAUUUUGUUUGGAUCAAAGCCUUCAAUUUGAAAUACAAAGGGCUUCUUUUCCUUUGAUGGAAAUAUAUCUCUUUAACUACAGUGGCUCACUGCCUCGUAUCUAUAUUUGUGAAUGCUUCUCAUCUCAACUCUUUAUCUUCUACAAUAUUGUCAAUCUUUUAAAUGGGAACUAGCUAUAGUUGGGCUAUAGUUGGGUGUUGGAUUUUGAG